GCCUGGGAGGCAGGAACGCAGCUCCGGAACCGACCUGAGGCGGACCCUCCCUCUUCCUGGCGGCAAAAUCUUUUUUUGAGGAAAAAUUUUCUAAAACAUUAAGAAGUUUUGAGGAUGGAGGGGCAAAACGACUAAGUCGCAUUUUCCUGUGAUCCUUUAGCCGGGAAAUUGUCCAAAUCUGUGGAUAAAUUCAUGAGAUAAGAAAAAGGAUGGCAUCUAGAGUAAAUUCCAGUUUCACUUUGAUUCCCAACCAGAAAUACAGACGUAGCAAUCGUCGAUCCAGCUAUUUUUCCAACAACCUUGCCUCAGAUUCUCAGCCCUUAUCAACGCUUGGAAACUUUAAAGCCUUGCCAUUGGAAAUAUUCCAAAUAAUCUUAAGAUACUUGUCAGUGAAGGAUAUCAGCAUGCUAAGCAUGGUGUCCAAAACAAUCAGCCAGCACAUUAUUAAUUAUAUCUCAACCUCAUCAGGAAGCAAAAGACUCUUACUACCAGACUUUCAUAAUCUUGAGCUGCCUGACAGGAAACAAGAAUCUGCCAUAUUGGAAUACUACAGAUCUCUAGGUCUGCUAUUUAAAAGAUGUACAUUGCUGCUACCCACAAAGGAAAGACUAAAGUACAUUCACAAGAUACUCGCAGAAGUUUCCUGUUUUAAAUUCAGUGGCUGUGCAGCUCCAUUGCAAUGUUUAGGAUUACCAUGUUACGGCAUGUUUUUACAGACCUUAACAGCAGGUUGGGAUGAACUUGAGUGCCAUCGUGUUUUUAACUUCUUAUGUGAGCUGACUAAUCUCCCCCGCAAGAUGCAGACAGUUGUCUGCAGCAAACCAGGCAGUGCCCGAAAGCUGGAGUUAAGGAUCCGACUGUUUUGUAGGAGGGUUCUGCUUGAUCACUGGACCCAUCGAAGUGAUUCUGCAUUUUGGCUAACACGUAUAUUAAAACCGUGGCCCAUGGUGAAUCAGGCAAGAUUACUGUAUAUCAUCUUUGGACCAGUAUCUCCUCAGGAUGGACAGGUGGUUUGGCAGAGAAUGAUAGAAGGACCUACAGAUGAACCCAGUUUGAAAGGUUUGGCUGAUGCCAUUAAAUUACUAUAUGACACAGGCACCAAAGAAUGGACAGCAGAUGAUAUUAUCAGCCUUGUAGAUGAACUAUCAGUGGUUCCUCGUGAGUGGCUUCUGGAGAAUAAUGCACGUCUCCUAAUCCUAAGUGGGAACAACAUCUGUUUCACUUUCAUGGCCAGUAAAGCUGUGAAUGGACGGGCCAUUGAACUGGCAAGGCUGAUAGUCUUUUUGGCUUUGGUGUGUGAGAAAGAACUAUACUGCAUGGACUGGGCAGUUAAAAUGAUGCAAAAAGUCUGUAAAGUCUUUAGCACUCCAGUGGAAAGAAAUAACUUCCUGCAGAGUGUGGCAAAUGCAUUUGCAUGUGUUACAAUGGAAAUGCUGCAAUCAGUUAUGUCUGGAGACCGUGAUGAAGAUGACAGAAGCUUUUUGAAUUUGUACCACCUUGUGCAAGCUCAGGCUAACUUCCAUAAGGAGGUCCUGUCUUUGACCGUGAAUACUCUUUCUACCUAAACACUCAGAAAGCCUUGCAUUUAGAGAAUAUCUCACUGAACUAAUGAUGAGAAUAGCGCUACUUUCCACACUCAAAGAAUAGCAUCCAUGGGACUUUUUAUCACCUCUAAGUAAUUCAAAAGCAAGAGAAAAUUCUGUUACAUAGUUAGAGCAGACCCCGAUUCACUAAAUAGUGUGUAUGUGUUCACUUUGCUUAAGUUGUGUGGACAUAGUCUAGAAUGUUCUGUGAAGAUUUGCAAAUAAUAAUUUAGAAUAUACAGAUAUAAAUCACAUUUUUCACCUUCUUGGCCUAUGAUUACAAAGAACAUUAUAUUCGAUUCGUGUUUUGCAGAUCAAAAACCAAACCAAAGGAAGUAUGUGUGUAUGUAUGUGCAUAUUCAUACAUGUAUAUGUUGCACACAUAUAUGAAUACAAAUACAUGCACACACAUAUAUUUCCUUCUUUAGGACAAAUAAUCUAAAAAGUCUAUAAAUAGAGGAAUGUAUAUGUUGUCUUAAUACAAUCAAAUCAUCUUUCAUUCUUUCUGGGUUUUACAGUAAAAUGUUACAAGUAAGAGAAAAUAGAAAAUGAAAGAAAGCAGCUAUUCUGCUGCCACAACACACAACCAAUUUGUACUUCCUCCUAAAGUUUUUCUCCCUGUUGGAAAGAGUGGGCCUUGAAGGGAACUGGAUGCAGGGAUGGCUUGAGCAACCCAAAGAGAGAGUGGGGUUUUAUUCACUCGAGUAAAUGGAUUCCAAGAAGCCCUGGGGCCUAUUUUAGUUUGUCUCGCAUCUGCCACCAUCUCUCAUAUGAUUAAAAUAGAAAACUGUAAUGCCUAAUGUGCAGAAAUAAUGCUGGAGCCCUCCUGGAUCUCCUAUUUUCCUCUCCUUGGGUUUGAUCACUUUACUUCCCCUGAAGACACACCCCUUCCCACGGGACUUCUCAGAGGCUGCCUUUCUUUUCCUAAACUCUUGGCUUAACUCACCUCUGGAGCUCAAGAAGGGGAGAAAUACUAAAAGACAUGGAAAUUCCCCGCAGAAGUGGGGUAUAAAUUGUGGGAAAUUCUCAAGUUUGGCAAGAGGGGCUCAGUAAGAGAUUCAAUCAGAUUGAGAAAGAAUGAAAAUUGUGGAGAAAAUAAUGAAUAGUGAUAACAAGGUUUUACUAUAUUUUAUUAGCAAAAGGACUUACCUUCGUUUUUUUGAGUGAGGUCAGAAAUUGACUACCUUUCUUUAAUGUAAUUCCAUCAGUGGCAGGAAUUUUUUUUCUCCAGAGUUUAGAAUUUGCUUAUUUAUACACAAAGUUCUUGCUUUUAUCUUGGUUUCGUUUUCUUCUUUUCAGUUUAAGGAUCCACCCAUAACUAAUUUAAAACAAUUGAAAGUUGCAGACGUCAGAAUACAAAACAACACUUUAGUUGCCUUUUUCUUUUCCUUCUCUCACUCUUUUUUCCGUAUGUACUUUGGAAAGUGAAAUCCAUUUAUUUAUCAAAACACUGAUGAUUCCAAGUUGAGAAUAUUAUAUGGGAGGGGGGGAGAGAAAAACAAAAGAAAACAGUAAAAUUUUUAAUAUAAAUAGUGAAUAUUUUAAAUAUUUUACUAAAUAGAUAUUAUAUUUCAUUCCCUUAGAAAAGGAAAUUUAGUACUGUGAAUUUCCUUGAAGUCUUUGAACUAUCCAAUUCCCCAUAGCAGUUAUUUUCAGCAGGUUCACAAAAAAGCGUAGUUUAAUUUAAAACAUUUUUUAAUCCGGAUUUUCAAUCCCUUUGCACACUGGAACUGACAUGACUGCUGCUGUAAAUUUUUUUAACUUACAUUAUUUCAUUAUUCAUUAUAAUUGUAAAAUUAUUAUCUCAUCCUCCCCAGA
Sus scrofa (pig) is the source of this 3401-nucleotide messenger RNA. It is a transcript of the gene FBXO47, whose product is annotated as F-box protein 47. NCBI's taxonomy places the organism in Eukaryota, Metazoa, Chordata, Mammalia, Artiodactyla, Suidae. The record is from RefSeq and is a predicted model, not a curated record. Gene Ontology annotation, molecular function: protein binding.